GCAAUCCACGGUCGCGGAGAGAGCGGCUCCUCCACCAAAGAAAAAAGUACGAACGAACCACGAGUCUUGUCACAAAUGAAUAACUUUGGGGCUCUGGGGAAAGGAGUAAGGCAGAUCUGACGGAAGUGUCACUCCUUGCUUGAAUUCCCAUCAACCUGAGUGGAUGAUUUUGACCCUGGUGAUGGGUGCACUGUGCAGCCUGUUCCUGCUGGACGGGAAUUUCGCUAUUUCUCCCGACCGACCGAGGAGAUGGAGUAAAUCGGCACGGGCUUUCCGGGCGUUUCGUCAACCGCUUCUCCCACACAUUUUCCACCCGCCAAGUGCGCGAUUCCACAGCCUUGUGGUUGGUGCCAAGCAGCGUCUGUCUGGGGAAAACAGCAGGGACUGGUACACUCUGGCUCCCUAUGACGACGACAACCUUGGGGAUGGGGAAUGAUAGUAUCGCACAGCCCCCCCUUGCGACCGGGGUGAAGGUUGAUGAUGAUGACCACUUCCCCGGGCUAAGUUAGUACCUAGAUAGCGAGCAGGAUUGAAGCUCAUCAAUGCAAGUGUAAAAUGCC
Molecule: messenger RNA, 560 nt
Organism: Aspergillus neoniger CBS 115656
Lineage: Eukaryota; Fungi; Ascomycota; Eurotiomycetes; Eurotiales; Aspergillaceae
Exons: 1
Coding region: 164-436 (90 amino acids)
Source: RefSeq, a predicted model, not a curated record